Ruditapes philippinarum (Manila clam) is the source of this 2498-nucleotide messenger RNA. RefSeq names its product F-box/WD repeat-containing protein 2-like. Bases 87 to 1619 code for a protein of 510 amino acids. Gene Ontology annotation, molecular function: protein binding. NCBI's taxonomy places the organism in Eukaryota, Metazoa, Mollusca, Bivalvia, Venerida, Veneridae. The transcript is spliced from 7 exons. The record is from RefSeq and is a predicted model, not a curated record.
UUAUUAUAAUUGAUCUGGUUCACCGACAAUGAAUGAAAGAAACAAACUGAGUUACAAGUAAUUUUUCCCUUCACAAAUUAGGUCUGAUGUCACAUGGAAGAAUAAUGAAAAUGUCCCACAGUAGAUCACCUUCUGAUCCAGGACCACCUAAAAUGUUACCAGGAAUGGAAGUUCCUAUGGCAUCAUAUAAUGAUUCAGAGAAACAGUUUCUGAUUUGGUUACACUCAGUCAGUGUGAAGUUUCUGGGAUUAACUGACACAAAGAGGAUAUGCUUCCUGGAUUCAAUAAUCAGUCUUUGUGGAUCAAAGGAGUUAACUUACUUGACAGAGUUACUGCCAAAUUUAGUGUAUCGUGACUUCCUACGAAUGCUACCAACAGAAGUGAGCGUGCGGAUCUUGAUGAUGUUAGAUGAGAAGAGCUUGUUGAAUUGUUGUCUUGUGUCAAAAUACUGGAAUCAUCUGAUAAACAGUUUUAGGGAGGUUUGGAUUCACAUGGCUAAGAGAGUUGGUGCCAAAAUACUCGCUGAGCCUUAUGUCCCAAUACACAAAUACAAAAAUCUGUUCAUACAUUCCACUUAUCUUGUACAGCAGAUGAAAAAUAGGUCAGCUUUUGAGGUCAUGACCUUGGAAGGUCACAUGGGUAGGGUCAUGGCACUAACACAAGGCCGUGACCUAGUUGCUACAGGUUCUGAUGACCACACAGUGAGAUUCUGGGAUAUUCACUCAGGAGAAUGUGUCAAGGUCAUACACACACAUAGUGUUUCAGCACUACAGUUUGAUGACAUAUUUGUAUACACAGCAUCUUAUGAUAACACUGCUGUAUGCUGGGAUAUUGACACAGGUCAGCUAAUGUGGCGUUAUGUCGGGCAUAUCUCGGCAGUUUUUAGUCUGGAUGCAAGAAGAGACUUGAACUUGUUGGUUACCGGCUCGGCUGACAAGACUGUUAAAGUGUGGCAACUUGACUCAGGGAUUUUAUUGAACUCAUUAUCAGACUGGCAUAAUGAUUGGAUUACUCAUGUAAAAAUUCUGUCCUGCUCCCCACGUCAAGAUGGUGCGGAAAUAGAUAUAUUACAAGGACGGACUUUACAGCUGGUGUCAGUUGACAGACAGGGCUGUUGUUUUUGGACGAUAUCAAAUAACGAGAAUAUAGACGUUAGUGUAACACACACAGCUGAUUGGUGUAUUAAUGUGCCUUCAGACAGACAAAACUCUGGAAUAAGUGUUUGUACCUGGAACAAGAAGGACAGAUGUCAGUCUAUAUCUAUAUAUAAAACAGAAACUAUAGAUAAUAAGUGUGUACCACGACACAUAAAGUCACUGAGUUUGCCGACCGACUUGCCAUCAAAACAGACUGUGUUAGGGAUUGGACAGAAGUUUGCAGUAUUCAUGGUAGAUGAAGGUUACAGUCGAGUGGUGAUUGUAGAUACACAUUCGUGUAGAAUAAUGUGUUCAAUCCCAGUACCACCAUAUAGGCCCACCCAGAAUGGUUCAUCAGCAACAUUAGGCAAUCAAGAUUGGCUUGAUGGGUUUACAGAAGGCAACAGAACUGGACUGUUCCUAGCACUUUGUCUCAAAGAUAACAAUAUCAUGCUUCUAAAGUGGAAAGACCACCUGACAUGAAGAGAGUGGUGGUCAUUUUGUGUAGAAAGUGAUUUAUAACUUUAUUUACAGAUGCUGCAAUAUACUUUUCUCCAGUGAAAAGUCUUCCUUGAAAAAUUUGAGGUCCUACAUUUAUAGGUCAUCCUUGAAAAUUAGAAAAGAAGCUACUAUUGAGUUUUAUAUACUGUGCAUCUUCCUUUGUUUCCAAUUAAAAACAUACAAAACCAAAAAAAAAUGAUAUUUUUUAAGAUUAGAGGAAGGAAAUUUAAGACAUGGUCUUAGAAUAAUUAAAAACGUGAUCUUAUUUUAGCUGAACAUAGAACAGAGUUCACUUAGUAUUGGAAAAUUAUUUUAAAUUUGCAAUAUAUUAUUCUAAAAUAUUUUAGUAAGUUAUUGUAUCUGAACAGAUUUAAAUUUAAGAGUAAUUUUUAGAAGCAUGGUUACUUCUACAUUUGUGAAGGUAUAGGGGAGCUGUGUUUGUUUGAUAUUUUUUCUGCAAGGGCACAGUGUUCAUAUUGAAUAUAUAUUUUCAAUAAGAGCAAUUAUUAUGGUAGAUUUAUAGUAUUUUAUCAUUAAAGAUCCUGUAUGUUGUGAUCAAAAAAGUGGUAAACCACACUAAGUAUGUAUGUAUAAUUGUAUGUAUUCUAGGCUUAAUGAGGGUCCAUCCGCCCUUUCAGGCACUGAGAGUACGGACCCCGGACAUGUCACCAUUCAUGUCCUUAAAUGUUACUAUCAACCAAAAGGUGACCUAUAAAUUUUGAAUUCAGUAAUUCACUGAAUGAUACUAAAUAUGUAUGCAAGUCGAUUUUUGUGAUCAUACAAAUUUGAUGCACGGGAGGCCAAUGACACCAUUAUAUGCAUCAUGGAGAAAAAUAAAAAUGAGCUUGACUGACCGAUAAG